Sinocyclocheilus anshuiensis is the source of this 1293-nucleotide messenger RNA. Its product is annotated as short transient receptor potential channel 2-like. The record is from RefSeq and is a predicted model, not a curated record. Gene Ontology annotation, molecular function: inositol 1,4,5 trisphosphate binding; store-operated calcium channel activity. Gene Ontology annotation, cellular component: plasma membrane; cation channel complex. Gene Ontology annotation, biological process: single fertilization; calcium ion transmembrane transport; regulation of cytosolic calcium ion concentration. The transcript has 5 exons. NCBI's taxonomy places the organism in Eukaryota, Metazoa, Chordata, Actinopteri, Cypriniformes, Cyprinidae. Bases 1 to 1293 code for a protein of 430 amino acids.
AUGGAAAACCUCACGCCAGAACAAUGGCGCGAGAUCGUGAACAAGAAGUUUUGCUUCCCUCCGGAGCUUCUCGGGGCCAUCCGAGAGGGCAACGUGAACACGGUCUGUUCGCUGCUGAGGACGGGUGACGGCAUCAUCCGCCAGCUGGACGACUCUGAGGACAGGCUCUGGAGAGAAGCGCUGAACUUGUCCAUCCGACUGGGCAAUGAGGACACCAUGGACACCCUUCUCAAAGGGGUCAAGUUUGACUUCCGGAAGAUCCACGAAGCUCUUCUGGUGGCUGUGGACACCAACCAGCCUCGUGUGGUCAAGCGCCUCCUGGACCAGCUUGAUCUGGAGAAGGGAAACAAGAUGGAUGUGCGCUCAUUCUCAAUGGCCAUUUUUGACCACUCCAUUGAUGACUCCCAGUUUGCCCCUGGAGUGACACCAUUGACACUGGCCUGUCAGAAGGAUCUGUAUGACAUUGUGACAAUGCUCAAUCAGAAAGGUCACGAAAUUCCUUGGCCGCAUAAAAUCUCAUGCAUAUGUCUGGAGUGCACAAAUGGACGGCAAUAUGAUUUGCUCAAGUUCUCGCUGUCUCGUAUCAACACCUACCGAGGUAUUGCCAGCCGUGCUUACCUGUCCAUCACCGCAGAUGAUGCCAUGCUCAGUGCCUUUCGACUCAGCCGGGAUCUCCGCAAGCUGUCAAAAAAGGAACCUGAGUUUAAGCCUCAGUAUCUUGCCCUGGAGCAGCUGUGCCAGGAGUUUGCUGUGGAGCUGCUUGGAAUGUGCCGGAACCAAAGUGAGGUCACCACCAUCCUGAACAGCCUUGGGGAUCAGGAUGAGGACAGCGAGGAUGAGUUGGACCAGCAGGCGUUUGAGGAGGGCAUUCCAAACCUGGCUCGCUUAAGGCUUGCCGUCAACUAUAAUCAAAAACAAUUUGUAGCGCACCCGAUCUGCCAGCAGGUGCUCUCCUCGAUCUGGUGUGGGAACCUAUCAGGCUGGAGGGGCAGCAGAACAGCCUGGAAGCUCCUGGUGUCUUUUGGGAUCUUCCUGACCAUGCCCAUCCUUUGCCUCAUCUACUGGCUCGCACCAAAGUCAAAGUUGGGGAAGACUUUGAAGAUCCCAGUGAUUAAAUUCCUUCUCCAUUCGGCAUCAUAUAUGUGGUUCCUGAUCACGCUUCUGGGGGAAUCUAUUGCCAUGGAGGUGUACCGGGACAGCUUUGCCUCUCGUGAGCAGACCAUCCUGCACAACUCCUUCCACAUGGUCUGGGUGGUUGGUAGGUCUCAAGAACCACGUCAAAAAUGGUUAUGA